Molecule: messenger RNA, 1769 nt
Organism: Aspergillus fijiensis CBS 313.89
Lineage: Eukaryota; Fungi; Ascomycota; Eurotiomycetes; Eurotiales; Aspergillaceae
Exons: 1
Coding region: 495-1769 (424 amino acids)
Source: RefSeq, a predicted model, not a curated record
UUCAUACAACUUAGCUAGUACAGCAUUAGCCAUACGUGUUAAGAUUUUCAGGGAUAAGAGGUUCGGCAACAUUCUGAGUGAACAAAAACCCAUGGGCUUGUCCGGUAAGUUCGAUUUCGUUUAUUGUCAUCUUGCUUUCCUCGUUAGGAAGGUAGACUGUGCAUCAUUGUGGACAUCUUGUCCACAACUUGCUACCGGAGCUUUUCUUCCCAUUCUUUAUCUCUUGUAUCAUUGACGAGAUACCUGACAUUGACCAUAUUUCAACCCUUGAAAGGCAUUUAGUAUAUUGAAAUCCCCACCGCUUCUAGGACAUAAUUGACGGAAUCCAAGUUCAAGAUUGAUAACAAAGAUGUGUUCAAUCCGAACAAUAUUCGUCGUCGGCAAUCCUCAACCUCGACACAAAGGGAACUCGGAGAUUUGAUGCGUCUCUCGUCGCAGCGAAAGAGCAUUUCCCGUGCUGGAGUCUAUAAAUAUAUCGGCCGUCUGGCCCCAAAAUGAGUUUUUGUCAACCUCAUAACACGGGACCUCAUCCACUCGACCAACCUACUUUGUCAACGCCAAUUGACCCCAAGAUGGAACAACCACUCCGUCACGGACUAAACGCCGAGCAGAGCCCCGCGAGGCGGUUGCUCUUCCUGAUCUGCCCUGGCGGGUAUAGUUUUGUCCAGCAAUACCCAACCGUGCUCGCCCGGCUGGCCAGCUGGGCGCGACUGGUCUGCGUGACCAGCGAGGCCGACUUCGUGCGCAAAUGGAACGUCUGGAUCAGCGACCCCACCUACCGCGUGGCGGGCUUUGUCCUGGUGGACGGGGCGAUUUUCGAGUCCCGUAACCGGCACCUGAUGCGAAGGCUCGUCGAGCUCCCGCGGCGCAUCGUCCCCUAUCAGCGCCCGCUCACGUUCUCGACGCCCGUCGACUCUCGCUGGUACGACCAGGCACCCAACCCUGAGUUCCGCUACGCGGUGGCCCUGAAUGCCGCCCUCUGGGCCGGCAGCCAUCCCACCGAGUUCAACCACUGGCUGUACGAGACCUGGCAGAUCAAAUGGCAGGUCAUGCCGGGCGUCAGCGCGGCGGCGCCGGAGUUCUAUCUGGGCAGAGUCGCGCGCGAGACCGCGGACCUGAUUAUCGAGGCGUGGUUCCAGGGCGCCUUCCUGUCGCGGGCCGUGUUCGUUACUGGGCCCCCCGUGGACCCCUACCGCGUCUGUGACCACGACUCGGUCCUGCACACGUGCGAGGAUGUCCUCCUGCGGACUCCCGAGGAAGCCGACGCGGAGUAUCAAGCGCGCAUGGCGGCGCCGCGGACAACGGUCGCCCCGCUCGAGCGGGACAGCGGGGUCUUGCACCCGGAUGUGGAGCCCAUCUACACCCAGAGGACCGAUGAGAACCCGGUGACCUUCCCCAUGCGUCCGCUGCAACAACCCCAGCGUCGUCGUUGGCGAGGAGCCCGUAUUCUGCGGGAGCACCAUGCGGCGACGCUGAACGUCAACGUUGCCGAAGGGGGGGCCCCGAAUAGGAUCUUUGCAUUCAUCGGGCUCAUCGACGACAUUCCCGAGGUCGGAGGCCUGAUCCUCGAUAUCUGCAACAUCCAUGAUGGGGAGAUCCAAUGGACCGCGCCCGAGCUAUCGAUGCCUGAAGGCGAAGACGAGCCAUACGAUGCGGCGGAUGAGAGACCGCGGAGGGUAAGCCGUCCUCAUCUUGAACCCGAAGAAUACGAUGCGGAGGAUGAGAGACCGCGGAGACGAAGAUCUCGGCUUUACCUGCAGCUUGAAUAA